Molecule: messenger RNA, 204 nt
Organism: Penicillium bovifimosum
Lineage: Eukaryota; Fungi; Ascomycota; Eurotiomycetes; Eurotiales; Aspergillaceae
Exons: 2
Coding region: 1-204 (67 amino acids)
Source: RefSeq, a predicted model, not a curated record
AUGGCUGCGGGGGUUCUGGUCGCUCUCCGCGGCAUCAGUAACAUGUCUGCGCUGUGCACGCAGUAUACCGAGUACCGGCUGGAGAUUCGGGAGGAGCACGAGAUCGCGAAGAUGCCCCUCAAUGUACCGGAUAUCAAGCACUUCCUCACAGCUCGGAACCUCUUCAUUGAGUCAAUGCGCCCAGGAACACAGGAGGUGGAUUGA